Messenger RNA from Rosa rugosa (rugosa rose), 1972 nucleotides. RefSeq names its product WAT1-related protein At5g40240-like. Gene Ontology annotation, molecular function: transmembrane transporter activity. Lineage: Eukaryota; Viridiplantae; Streptophyta; Magnoliopsida; Rosales; Rosaceae. Bases 251 to 1657 code for a protein of 468 amino acids. The transcript is spliced from 8 exons. The record is from RefSeq and is a predicted model, not a curated record. Gene Ontology annotation, cellular component: plasma membrane.
UCUGGGAUCAAAUCUCAUUUGCUUCUCGCAUUGUAAAGACAACACCAAACAUAUUCUCUUCUUUUGGUCUACACUCUACACACAUUAAUAUCAAAUUCGGAUGUCAAAAUACAAAAAGAUAUACAGAUUUUCUGGUGACAAGAUUUCAAACAUGACAGAUGCAUUUUCCUCUGUUUCUUAAGCUUGUUAACGAUCAAGAGGUGUUGUUUAAGUACAUUGAAAGAAGGAAGAGGAGUUGAAGAAAGCAUAUAUGGCGCCUUGUACAUGGGGUUAUGUGUUGCCUUAUGCAGCUAUGGUAAUGGUGCAGUUCAUAGAUAUAGGUGCAGCAACUAUAAACAAAGCAGCCAUGUCGAAAGGAAUGAGCAGUUAUGUUUUAGUUGUCUACUCUAGUGCGCUUGCUACCAUUUUUCUCCUUCCUUGUUUCAUCUUACAAAAGAAGAUUUCACUUACUUUUUCAUUCCUUGGUGGACAAUUCCUUCUUGGCCUAAUUGGGAGUUCAAAUAUGUUAUUGGCAUAUACUGGCAUCAACUACAGCUCACCAACACUUGCUUCAGCUAUGGGAAACGUCAUUCCAAUCUUUACUUUCAUACUGGCAAUCAUUUUCAGGAUGGAAAAGCUGGAUUUGAGGAGGUCAAGCUGUCAAGCCAAAGUGUUAGGGACUAUUGUAUCAGUAUCUGGAGCAUUUAUAGUAAUUCUAUACAAGGGAUCAGCAAUCUUUUCACCAUCCAACUCUCCUGACCAGAACUUCAUGAUGACCUUGCAGCAGUCAAAGUGGGUCUUUGGAGGUCUUAUGCUUGCAAUGGCGAGCGUUUUGAAGGCAUCAUGGAAUAUUCUUCAGACAUCAAUUGUUAAGAACUGUCCAUCAAUGAUUACCGUACUCUUCUUCUACACCUUCUUUGUGACAAUUCAAUCCACAGUGUUCUCUCUAUUUUUGGAAGGGAAUCCAAAUGCUUGGGUACUUAGGCCUGACAUUGAGAUGAUCUCCAUUGUCUUCUCAGCUAUCUUCGGGAGUCUGUUCCAUAUUGGUGUUGAAACCUGGUGCUUGCACCAAAAGGGACCUAUCUUUGUAGCCAUGUUCAGGCCCUUGGGAGUUGCCAUUGCUGCAGUCAUGGUAGUUAUCUUCCUUGGCGACGCACUUCACCUUGGCAGUGUGAUUGGAUCUAUCAUUAUUGCAAUUGGAUUUUAUGCUAUGAUGUGGGCACAAGUCAAAGAAAGUAGCACCAGUGUUAUAGAUAAUGAAGUUCCAAGCUUGGCAUCCACUCAAAAGACCCCUCUUCUGCAAUGCAGAACCUCAGUAGAAGAUGUAUUUGGAGCAAAGAAGAAGAAAAGAAGUAAAAGAGGGACUGAAAGGCAAAAUCGGCAAAUCUGCCUGUGCAGAUCAGUCAACUUCGACAGACCACUGAGACCAGCUCAGAACGAUUCAGAGGAUGAUCUUUAUAUUGACGGAAAGCCUUGGAUGUCUAGUUUCCAGAUAUUUUUACGGCUCAUCAAUAUCAUUUUUCUAGAGGAAGUUAUGACCGAUUUAGUACAAGAAUGUCAUACUGCGCGCGAAUCUGAGGUUGGACGGGAAUUUAUGUUCCGAAUCCCAAAUCACACUGAGAAGCCCAAGGACGAUUUUGUGCUUCAUAUUACGACUUAUGAUGGACAAAUGGCAUGAUGUGAAUGGUUGGAAUAAGUCAUCAAGUUCAAGAGCCAAUAGGAAAACUCCACCUAAGCACGUGAACCCUAAUUCUUUUAGGUUUUGGAUUUCCUACACAACAAGAAAGAUGAAGGCAACCUCUAAGCAUAUAAAAGGGGAUCAUUCUGCAGCUUCUUUUCCUUUCUUCUCUUCUCUUCUCUCUUCCUCCCCUUCUUUGUUUUGUUUUCUUCUAUGUUUAACUAGUUUUUAUUAGUUAGGGGGCUGCUUGAAGCCCCAAAUCAUGAUUGUAAACUUAUUAUGACUUUCAAUUAGUUUUGUUUAUUUAUUGGAUGA